GUUAUUAAAAGCAUAAUAAUAUUUAUAACUCCAUAUGACGAACAUUUCAGUAUUAUUUUGAUAAGAUUUGUGUCAAAAAUAUUUUUCGGAGACAAUUAAAAAACAUUUAUUAUAUAUAUUAUAUAUAAAAAUAAUAUUUCAAUAAUAAUAUAUCCAUUCAUUCACUUGUGGAGUGAACAAUCAGUUCCCAUCACAAGUCAUGGACGAGAAGAAGCAAUCGAUGGACAACAACAAUGAGGAUCAGUUGGAAGUACCGAAGCAGAGGUAUCCGCGUUCAGUCGCUUUCAUUAUCGGCAAUGAAUUCUGCGAACGAUUCUCUUAUUAUGGGGCGAAA
Molecule: messenger RNA, 334 nt
Organism: Medioppia subpectinata
Lineage: Eukaryota; Metazoa; Arthropoda; Arachnida; Sarcoptiformes; Oppiidae
Source: the annotation of a GenBank genome assembly